AUGUCUGAACCACCUGCGAGGAAGUGGUACCAUUGGUACUCACCAACCGACACGCCUGAAGAAAAGAAGCUUAUCUUGAAGCUUGACCUUCUACUGGUACCUUAUGCGUUUGUUCUAUACUGGGUAAAGUAUGUCGAUCAAACCAAUAUCAAUAACGCCUACGUCUCAGGCAUGGCAGAAGACCUAGGCUUUCAUGGCAACGAGUUAGUCCAGUUCCAGACGAUUUUCGUCGUUGGAAAUGUCGUCGGCCUUUUGCCUUUUAUCUAUCUCUUUCCUCGUGUUCCAAUGCAUAUUCUAGUUCCCAGUCUUGACCUUGGAUGGGGCAUCUUCACCCUCCUUCAGUACCGUGCCACAAGCUACGCAGAGAUCAUGGCCUAUCGUUUCAUGGUAUCCAUCUUUGAGGCAUCAUACUUCCCAGGCGUUCACUUCGUCCUAGGAAGCUGGUAUAGAUCAGAUGAGAUUGGCAGAAGAGGCGGUUUGUUUUAUAUUGGCCUGACCCUUGGAACCAUGACUGCUGGUCUUCUGCAAGGUGCUGCGACUCAAUAUCUAGACGGCCAUAGCGGUCUUGCUGGUUGGAGAUGGAAUUUCAUCAUCAACGCAAUCAUCACCCUGCCCCUUGCCUUUGUGGGGUAUUUUCUCUGGCCUGGCACACCUGAUAAGCCUAAUCGGCUGGUCAUGAAGAGAUCUGAGAUUGUCCUUGCCAAAGAACGCCUGGAACGCAAUGGGUCAAAAGUUCGAAGCACACCUUUUUCGUUGACUUUGCUCCGCCGCAUCUUCACGAGUUGGCAAUUCUAUCUACUCGUAUUCUGGGACAUUCUGUUCUUCAACACUAGUGCCAACAGCGCCGCAUUUCUUCUUUGGAUCAAAAGCCUGGACCGGUACAAUACAACCAAGGUUAACCAGCUCGGGUCUAUUAGUCCCGCCUUGGGCAUCUUCUUCGUUCUGUUCAUCAACUUCAGCGCUGAUCUAUGGAUCGGAAGACCUGCGGCUAUUACACUUGCGUCAGUAAUCAACUUCACCGGCCUUGUUAUUCUUGCGGUCUGGAAUGUUCCCGAAGCCGCGAAAUGGUACGCUUACAGCGUGGGCUACUCCGCCGUUGCAGUUUCGUCUGUCCUUUACGGCUGGGCGAAUACCAUUCUUCGACAUAACAACGAGGAGCGAGCAUUGACGCUCAUUCUAAUGACGGCUAUAGCUACGUCGACUCAAGCUUGGAUACCACUUCUUGUGUAUCCUACUGUCGAAGCACCUCGCUUCCCGAAGGGUUAUGUUUACUCAGCGAUCAUGGUUGUUCUUCUCGUGGCGAUGACUCAGGUUAUUCGUGUUGUUUAUGGUAGUCAUGGAGAAAAGGUUCGCACGCGAAGUGGAAGUCUCAGUGACGCAAGUGAGGAUGGUGACAUUCAGGCACCUCAUGGGCUGAGCAUUGGCAAAGAUGCAGGGAAGCAUAUACAACCUUCCACGGUAGCUGUUUAG
Messenger RNA from Fusarium redolens, 1470 nucleotides. RefSeq names its product major facilitator superfamily domain-containing protein. NCBI's taxonomy places the organism in Eukaryota, Fungi, Ascomycota, Sordariomycetes, Hypocreales, Nectriaceae. The transcript is spliced from 4 exons. Gene Ontology annotation, cellular component: membrane. The record is from RefSeq and is a predicted model, not a curated record. Gene Ontology annotation, biological process: transmembrane transport. Gene Ontology annotation, molecular function: transmembrane transporter activity. The coding region runs from base 1 to 1470 and encodes 489 amino acids.